UGCAAACAAUAUGAUUAUUAAUCAUUAAAAAUAUAUACUUUGUGUGUGCGUACCAAGAUAAAAUGUUUAUUGUAUAAGCAAUUAACUGCCACCGUUCCAAUAUUAGAAAGAAAAACAGUGCAGUUUUCUAUUGACAUGACAAAACGCACGUACAACAUUAUAGAAAAUAUGCAAAAAGAAGAGUUAACACAAGACCCUAGCCUGGUGCAACGGCCAUUACGUCCUACAUUCUCAUCUUUUUUAGACGCUAAGCGAGCUUAUGAAAAUGGUAACGAAGAAGUGCGUCGGUGCUUAAUAGACGAAUGUAAUAUUAUCUACGAGUGUUAUAUAUGCCGAAAUUUAUUUCGCAGCCUUGUCAACUUUAUAAGUCAUAAAAGGACCUUCUGCAAUCGCUCCGCUACAUAUUACAAAAGCAAAUACGCAGAUAAUUCAUCUACUGUAAUUAUACAGCCUUCCGAUACACAAAAAGAAGAAAAAUCAAAUACCGCAACUUCGGAGAGUAGAACUGAUGUACCUACAGUAAACGGAAGUAAUAAAAAUAUAAAUAGUGUUAUUGAUCGAUUACGAAGAGACAAAUUAACGGAUAAAUCCAAGAGCACAGUUUUGCAACUGGAAAGUGUACCUAAUAACCGUCAUGCCGUGUAUCAAACACUAAAACGUGGCGGAGCAGACUCAAAAUCAAUCAGAACAGAAGUUAAUGAGAUUAACAAUAUAAUUAAUGCAAAAACAGUUGUGGACGCAGAAGGUAAACAAAUUACAACAAGAUCCGAUGUUAAGGAAACAACUGACAUAAAAGAUGAAUUAAAAUGCAAUGUUUGUAAAAUACCAUUUACGACAGUAACAAAUUUACAAGCUCAUAUAGAUAAAGUCCAUUUGGCACGUGAAUAUAAAUGCAAUCAUUGUCCGCAGAAUUAUUCAAAGUAUUCAGCAUAUUUACAGCAUAUGCUAAAAGAUCAUAAAGAACAACCACAUUCUGCUGCUAUUAAAAAAGAUAAUAAAAUAACUCAUAGUUUAAAGCGUGAACCGUUGCAAAAAUCAAAACCAGAAUCUAACGCGAGUGUUGGAGAAAGCACUGCCCCUAAGAAUAAGAGACAGCUGGUCAAAUGUAAAUAUUGUAAAAAAGUUUUUGAUAAAGUAGAAUCUUAUUCACACCUUUCAGUUUGCAACAAAAAAGCGCAAAAAUUAGAGAAUUCCAAACUAGCUAAUGAACCACCAGAUAAAUUAGACAAUAUCUUGCAAUCUCAAGAAAAACCUGCUGUGGUUUGCUCUACAUCAGUUUCAAAUAAUAAAAUUGAUGAAGCAAAUUCCGAAUCAAUUAUAAAAACAGAAACUGAAACAGAAACAGAUAUUGAAUCAUUAAAUGAAAUGUUUGCAAAUUUGGUUAAGAAAACAUUUGAACCUGGUCUACAAACCAUAUCACUUGAUAAUAUGGAGUUACUAGAAAGCGAAAGCACUAGUGGCUCAACACAAGUAGAUAUCAAAGAAGAAGUGAAGUCACCAAUUCCUGAUAGUGACACGGUUAAUCAAAAUAGUGAUGCAAUUGAUGUCGUUAAAACUAAAAUAAAGAUUGAAGCAGCUUCACCAGAAAAUACAAGCAAUGCAUCACAUAAUGACAUUCCCAGUAUUGAAGUUAAUAAUACAGUUAACGAAGUACAAGACUUAAGUGUAACUUCUGGCAUGGACAAAGAACUUCACAAGGAAGAAAAAGCAGAAAAACCAGUGGCUCCUGUAAUUGAUACAAUUAAACCGGAAAGUACGAAUCAACAGGUAACUAGAAGAAAAUCUCGUUGCUCACCUGAUGAAAAAUUUGUACGUUGUCGUUGCAAAUUAUGUCAUAAAGAAUUUAGUGCACUCAGUAAUCUUCGACGUCAUAUUUCAAUGUAUCAUUAUGGCGCAAAUAAAUUUGGUUGCACUCUAUGCAAUUAUCGCGCGUUUCGACGCUAUGAUAUUGUUAAUCAUCUUGGCUUUGUACAUAAGAUGACUGGCGAUCGCGAGGCUAUGGCAGUUGAAUAUGUAUCAGUUCAUGAAGUUCAUUACACAAGAGACGAUGUGGAUGGGGAUAUUUUACUUUUAAAUGAUGAAAUCAAAAAAAGCUGUACAGAAUCAAAAGAAAUUAAAACAAACGACAAACGAAAUAAACGCAAAUCUUCCGCGUCAACAACUCCAGAGAAGCCCGUACCGCAUAUCGAAUGUAAACGUAAACGCAAGAAGCUAAAACGAUCACAUUCACAACAUACCGCAGAUUUUUCUGAAAGUCCCUCAAAAUCUCCGCAAAAGCGACCGAUGCGUAAUCGUGUAAAACCGGAAAAUAAAGAUUUUGUUUACGAUAUGCCUAGCAUUAGUAAAAGUUAUGAGCAGAGCACUGAUCGUGUACCCAAACGGAGGCAUACAGUUGGAAAUUCUGAGGAAGACUUAACAGUACAAAGACCAAAGUUGGAUAAAAAGCAUAAUAAUACAAAAGUUAAAAUAUGUUACGAUACAGAAACGCUAAAGGGAGCAGCGUAUCGCAUUGCUUGGAGCAAAACUAAGGCUGCACUUGCAAAAGCUGGUACUCCACCAAAAUUACCAGCAGCAAGACCACAAAUAAGACCGCGGCUCAUCUCAACAUUGUAUAAUCAACCGCAAUCAGUUGCAAUAAUAGACAAUACUGAGCUUGAACUACGUCGGAAAACGUUAUUAGAUGAUUCUUAUGUAAGAAAUUUUGCCGAAAAAUGUGAUGAUUUCAGAAUUAGACCAUGUUUAGAAGGUGACCAUAGCACAGUUGAUACACUUUUACAAAAGAUGGACUGCACAAUAUUGAAUAAAGCAAAACAAAAUUUAAACGAUAGUUUUCGCUUGGAUGCAAAUAUUCAGUUAUCGUCGCCAACAGCACCAGUUAAAAAAGAAUCACCUUUGGAAAAUAGGAUAGUUGAUACUUUAUUACAAAGAAUCGAUCCCUCAAUACAACAAAAUUCUAACAAAGUUGUACAAAAUACAAAUGAGCCAGUAAAACGGAAUUUUAUUCCACAAAUAGCAGCACAUAUAACACAAAAGAAAAUGGGACAAUUGAAUUCACAUGAAGCAUUAUUACAAAAGUCGGUACAGCAAAAUAUUAUACAUGAGAGUAUGCCGAAGGGUUUUGAGAAAGACGAUAUACCGACAACAUCAAGUGCGGCGCUGAAAUCGGAAUCAGUAGAAGAGAAAAGAAGGUCUGAUAUAUUUUUACCGAAAACGGAAUCAUCAUCACGUCCGAACAAGAUGAAAUUAAGUACAAAUGAUUUUACAAAGCAACUUUACAAUGUAAAUAAUAAUUGUCCUGACACAUCAUCCAAAGCCUUAUCAAAAGCGGCUGAAUGGCAGAGAAAAUACGACAAAAUGUCUUUAAAAAUGGAUGCCUUAGUUCCACCCACUACAUCAAGAUCAAAUCAAAGUUCAAAACACUCAAGCAGGCGAGAGUAUAAUGUACAUGUUGGACAUGGUUCAUCUUCUUCAUCCUCUAAAAGAGUAAACUCAGUUGAUAGAAUAUCAACAUUGCCACUCAUCAAUGCAAACGGAGAACGCAUAUUUGAUUCCGGAAUUGUAUUACCGAAAUCAACCAACUCAUCUCCUAUGUCAAAAAAGGGAGUUACAAUAUUUGAAAAGAUUACCGAUAAGAAAUCUAAACAUCGCGAUAGCUGGUUGCGAACGGUGUUGGAUGAGUAAUUUUUACUUUAUUGAGAUUUACUAUGUAAAUAUUUUAGUUGUUUUUCGUAUUUUUUUCUAUUUAAAAAAUUGCACCUAAGUGCACAAGGGAAAAUUCCGAAAAAGCCUAUAAUGUAAAUUAUUAAUAAUUAAUAAUUGUUAUUUAUUAAACUGAGUAGCCUUAAGCAAAAUAUGCAAAAAACAAAAAGUAUAUAUAAAUUAAGUUAGGGUAUGUACAGAAAGAAAGGAAUAUCAAAUAUUUAGUGUAGUUUUAAGAUCAAAUCACCAAACUUUAUAUAAAUAUAUGCAUUGUUUAUGUACUGUGUACUUUAAUAUCUACAAUGAAAUUAAAAUUGUUUAAC
This is a messenger RNA of Teleopsis dalmanni, 4022 nucleotides long. Its product is annotated as zinc finger protein 800. The transcript is spliced from 5 exons. NCBI's taxonomy places the organism in Eukaryota, Metazoa, Arthropoda, Insecta, Diptera, Diopsidae. The record is from RefSeq and is a predicted model, not a curated record. The coding region runs from base 136 to 3681 and encodes 1181 amino acids.